CUCACAUAUCUUCUUUAAAACAUCAUAAUAAUGAAGAAAACAUCCCACAAACUUCAAUUUUUAACCCAAAUGAGCGGAAAAAAACGCCAAACCUGGCAACACAUCCUCCUCGCAAUCUGAUUGGCUGUUCGGUCAGAAUCAAAACGUCGUCAUGUGACCUCGGCCCCACAAACAAGGAAGUGACUGGAGACGGGUCCAGAAUGGCAGCAGCUCUCCUGUGUGUCCUCCUGGCUGGUCCAGUGCUGCUGGUUGCUGCCGGCCCAGUUCGUGACUCCAUCAAUGGGACCGUACCACUGGUAGUGUGGCAUGGGAUGGGUGACAGCUGCUGUAACCCUCUGAGCAUGGGAGCGAUAAAGAAGAUGGUCGAGGUGGAGAUCCCUGGCAUUUACGUGCUCUCAUUGAUGAUCGGGAAAAACGUCAUAGAGGACACAGAAAAUGGGUUUUUCAUGGACGUGAACAAACAGGUGUCCAUGGUGUGCGAGCAGCUCGCUCAGGACCCCAACCUGAAGGGAGGAUACAAUGCUAUGGGCUUCUCCCAGGGGGCGCAAUUUCUGAGGGCUGUGGCUCAGCGCUGCCCCUCUCCACCAAUGAAAAACCUGAUCUCCAUCGGUGGUCAGCAUCAAGGCGUGUACGGUCUGCCCAGGUGUCCCGGAGAGAGCUCUCGUAUCUGUGACAUGAUCCGCAAAGCUCUGAACAGUGGCGCUUACUCCGACCUGGUUCAGGAACACCUGGUGCAGGCGCAGUACUGGCACGACCCGCUAAAUGACGACCUCUACAAGAAGCACAGCCUGUUCCUGGCCGACAUCAAUCAGGAGAGGGUUGUAAACGAGACGUACAAGAAGAAUCUUCAGCGGCUGGAAAAGUUUGUCAUGGUGAAGUUCCUGCAGGACACUGUGGUGGAUCCUGUCGUUUCUGAGUGGUUUGGUUUCCUGAAAACCGGGCAGGGCAAAGAGACAGAGACUCUACAGGAGAGCGUUCUCUACACGGAGGAUCGUCUGGGGUUGGCGGCCAUGGACAAAGCUGGGAAGCUGGUUUUUCUGGCAACUAAGGGAGAUCACCUCCAGUUCACCAGAGAAUGGUUCGACGAAAACCUGCUGCCUUACCUGCGCUAAAAACACUUUAUAAUAUCAACCUGCAAUUAAAUGCAAGUUAAAAUUAAAAGGCAUUACAGUCUUACCAGAGAUAGGGAGAAGAUAGUUUCUUCAUUUUGCACUGAUCACUCAUAGCAUGUUGAUGCAGGUUUUCUUUGUGUUCAACACUGUAAUACUAAGACCAGACUCAGGAAUAUUAUUUCCACUGUGAGCUCAACGGAUGAGGUCCAACUCUUUUAACAGCCUAAAAAUGUUCAUAAUUUCACUGAUGUGAUGCAUCUGUACAUCUAAUAAAGACAGACCAAAAUACAUUGAUUUUUAUUGCAACAUUUUUUAAUGACGUCUCCAGAACUAAUGAGCAGACUUCUGAUUUUGGACCCAAAAUGAUAAGAGGUAAAAGAAAAAGAGACAAUAUUUAAAAAAAGAAAUCAGUGAAGAGUGGAGACAGGGUGAGGAGGGAGGGAAGAGACGCUGAGGGAUAUUUACACACACACGAUCACACCAGAUAUUUCCAAUCUAGAGACUGACGUGGAGGUGGAGCCUUCAGUAACGAUCAAUUAUUUCUUUCAGUCUCUUUGUUUUGUGUCAUUUUCUUUCUCCUCCGCUCUGCAGCGACCUCUCUCUGCUCUUUACCACAACUUUUUCUUACAGGCCUCUUUACAUGGAAUGUUUUUAACACUUGGGAAUGUUCUAUGUGUGGGUUAAAGGGAAUGUGGGAUUAUUGAGUUUUGUCCUAUUUUAAUUGCACAACAUCAUCAAGAUGAAGAGUUAGAUGGUGUGAAAUAGACAGUGGUUUCACAGACUACUUGUUUUUGUGUCUAAUUAUGUGCUUUGAGUGCCGACAAUUGUUUUUUUUAAUAUAUAUUUAUAUCAUCUGCUUUGAAUGUUACAUAAUCUUACAGUCAACAUCAGUGGCGGUGAUAUGGAAGCCAGCAGCCUCUGUUAAAUGGCUUCAGUGAAUUGCAUGAAAA
This is a messenger RNA of Paralichthys olivaceus (Japanese flounder), 2062 nucleotides long. It is a transcript of the gene ppt1, whose product is annotated as palmitoyl-protein thioesterase 1 (ceroid-lipofuscinosis, neuronal 1, infantile). Gene Ontology annotation, cellular component: lysosome. Gene Ontology annotation, biological process: protein depalmitoylation; receptor-mediated endocytosis. The record is from RefSeq and is a predicted model, not a curated record. NCBI's taxonomy places the organism in Eukaryota, Metazoa, Chordata, Actinopteri, Pleuronectiformes, Paralichthyidae. Gene Ontology annotation, molecular function: palmitoyl-(protein) hydrolase activity.